Aegilops tauschii subsp. strangulata is the source of this 2677-nucleotide messenger RNA. Lineage: Eukaryota; Viridiplantae; Streptophyta; Magnoliopsida; Poales; Poaceae. The record is from RefSeq and is a predicted model, not a curated record.
UCAACCUCAAAAGAUAAUGCAUUUCGCUAAUUUCAACUGUUCUCUCGUAAAUCCAGUUGUUUCUUUUAGCAGUCUCUUGCAUUGUCGUAAUGAGGUUCACUAAUUAUCAUUUGUUUCCUUCUAAAGAGGUUAUUUACUCCCUCCGUUUUUACUUACUUCGCAUAUUAUAGAUUUGUCUAAAGUCAAACUUUAUAUACUUUCAACAAGUUUGUAGAAAAAUAUAUUAACAUCUACACCACCAAAUCAAUACCCUUAGAUUCAUCAUUGCAUAUAUUUUCACAUCAUAUAAAUUUGUUAAUAUAAAUGUUCAUAUUCUUUUCUACAAACUUGGUCGAAUUUAUAAAGUUUGACUUCAGUCAAAUCUAAUAUGCGGAGUAAAUAAAAACGGAGGGAGUACAUUAUAGGUGCUAUCAUUAGGUUUCAUUGGCACAUAAGUUUGACAGGUGCACAAGUUUGAAGUAUGUUAGGAUAAAUUAAUUUAUAAAUCAUUUUCAGUGAUUGUGUUUAUUUCACAAUUAAGUUUACUUUUGUUUGUUCACAAAAAAGAGUUACUUUAGUUAUAAAAAUCGAACCAAUUAAUAUAUUAAUAUGUUACUGAGUGUACAUAGGCAUAUAGUCCCUACAAUAACGGUUUAAUAGCAAAAGUAAUUAACAUAUUUUAUAUAUGUUUGUCUAACGUAGAAAAGGCUUUUUUUUACGAGAAUAAUGUAGGGAAGUUUGACCUAGCAAAGCUAGAUUUAAAUUAAUCUGGAAACGACGUACUCCCUCCGUAACCUAAUAUAAGAACGUUUAGAAUACUAAAGUAGUGAUCUAAACGCUCUUAUAUUAGUUUACAGAGGGAGUAGAAGAGAUCAUUGGACUUUCAAUAGUAAAAAUACCCAGUAUUGAUUGCUUAGGGGUAUCACCCGGGCCGAUGCUCCCAUAAAGCAACCAUAGAAAGCUGCUUGACGACGACAGAAAGAGAUGGACGCCUCCAGGAUCUUUCCAACCCCAGAGGAAGAUGACACUACCCUGGGCCCCUUUUAUGUGCUGAGCGGCAACAUUUCCUAUACGGUUCAUGGCUGCUGAUUGCACCAGUGUUUUUCUCAAGUGUUCAACAUUCCAAGAUAGUUCCUUCCCGUCAAUUUCGCUUCAUUGUCACGUUCAUCAUGGAGAGUGGUUUUUCAAUUCCCGGUUGCCUACACCCUCAAAUGAACAGUAAAUUCCAAAAAAAGAAACUGAAACUUUGCGACAUCAAAUAUGAUCAAACUUUAUAGAUGCUUGCAAGAUUUCAUGCCUAAAAAACAUUCGAGGAGCUCUACUAAAGAAAAAGAUCUCAGUGCUCAAAGUGUUGAGCACUUACAAUCACUGAUUUUUGUUUCUCAUGUGUACACCUAUCUCUACAUGAUAUUUCUUGAUUAAAAUUUGCAAUCACCUAAAACGUUUGAGCAUAUUUGAUGUCGCAAUGUUUCAUAUUUUUCUGUUCAUGCGGAGUGUAGGGACACCCAAGAGCUAUCACACCUUUCUCUUCAUCAUGUGUGGAUGUCUGCACCAGGCGGCACCUUUCUCUUCAUCAUGUGUGGAUGUCUGCAUCAGGCGGCACCUUUCUCUUCAUCUAUGUGUGGAUGUCUGCAUCGAGCAGGCACGAGACUUCUGGCUAGAUUUCCUGGCCACGCCCAUCUUUGGUAAUGCCUAAUCGCCUCUGGUAAUGAUUUAUUAGGUGUCCUAACCUCUAUAAUCACUUGCAUUAAGCCCUAUUAUUUGUGUCUAACACGCCCGUGGCUGCCGUAUUAUCACAUACCGGCCACACUUGCACCAAUGCUUUUCUGCAGUGUGACAUCAGGGGCCACGAUCGCCAUUCUGCCGCAUGUAUAAAUCCUGUGCGGGCGCGUGAUUUCUUUCCCAAGGCUGAGCAGACACGCGCGACCACGCUAUAGGGUGAUCGAUCUACACGACCUGACGAUGGGAGUGGUGAUGGCGGCGCUCUGGGACAUCCUGGCGAAGGCCGCCAAUGUGGCGCAGAUGUCCGGCCUGCACGCCGCCAUGCUGGUCGCCGUGGGCAUGAGCCUCUUGCGCAUCCCGCAGAGCACGCGGGAGUGCGCCAAGCUCGAGCGGUGCAGCCGCAGGCUCCACGCGCUGCUGCAGUGGCCGACGGGCUGCGGGGCCGCGGUGCUGUGCUCGGAGAUGGGAGGCCCCGUUCUAAAGUCGCUGGUCGACGCGGCCGGACUCGUCGCCUCCUACAAGAAGAGCACGCUCUGGCACCGCGUCCGGAGGGGCAAGGGCAUGGCCGCCCAGCUCCGGGACAUGCAGGACGUCGUCGACUCCUACUGCGGGCUCCUGCUCUACGUCAACGCGCAUCUCCUGCUACAGCCGGCGACUCAUCGUCCCCCGUCAGAUGCUACUACGUACGGGGUUAAGGAGGCGAAUGAGAAUGACCCAUCACAGAGUCGAAGUGUGCUACAAGCAGUAACCAAUAGCCCGGGGAACAGGCAGCCGGACAGACGACACCGGUCUAGCAGGACGUGAAAGAAGCGUGACUGCUUAAUUAGUGAUUUCCCAUGAGUCCAUGACCACAGGAGUAGACUGAUCCCAACAGGCUAAAGUGAAUUCUCAGUGCUUGCUUUUCCAUUUGCUACGACAGUGAAUAAUGCACCGUCUGUAAAUAUGUGUAUGUAAGCUUGGAAGAUUUGUUUUUUUA